AUGACAAGAAGCUAUCUCACAACCAUAUUGGCUCUUCUGCCACUGGUGGCUUCUCAGCAAAUUGGCCUCCCCGACCUUCACCCAAAACUAGACACAUGGAAAUGCACAACUAAACACGGCUGCACAAAACACCAGACAUCAAUUGUGCUAGAUGCCCUCUCUCACCCACUCCACGAAAUAGGUAACCAAAGUGCCUCAUGCGGAGACUGGUCAAAUGGGCUGAACACCGAUCUUUGCGCAACAGCAGAAGAAUGCGCCGACAACUGCAUCCUCGACGGUGUCAACUACGCAGCUCAUGGCGUAGCAACCAAAGGCGACACCCUCAAGCUCCAUCAAUAUAUGAAAGUUGACGGGACAUACUCAUCCGUAUCCCCACGCGUGUAUCUUCUUAACGAAGACGGAAAAAACUACGACAUGCUGCAGCUCCUCAACCAAGAGAUCAGUUUCGACGUGGAUGUCUCGACUCUCGUGUGUGGCAUGAAUGGUGCGCUAUAUUUGGCCGAGAUGCUCCAGACUGGUGGACGAAACGAGCUCAAUCCCGCCGGCGCACAGUACGGGACUGGAUAUUGCGAUGCGCAGUGUCCGGUUCUCCCAUGGGUGAAUGGCGUGGCGAAUGUUGGGUCUUCUGGAGCUUGUUGUAAUGAGAUGGAUCUUUGGGAGGCGAAUUCUGUGUCAACGGGGUAUACACCUCACGCAUGCAACAUCACGCAGGUUUAUGAAUGUUCUGGGGAUCUCUGUGGGAGUGAUGGUGUUUGUGACAAGUCGGGUUGUGGGUUUAACCCUUAUGCUCUUGGUGACCAUGAUUACUAUGGGUAUCGGGGGAUUGUUGACACGAACAAGCCAUUUACGGUUGUGACGCAGUUUUUGACGGAGGAUAGUACUGCGACGGGGACAUUGAAAGAGAUUCGUCGGUUGUAUGUGCAGAAGGGAAAAGUGAUUCAGAAUGCGGUGACACAAGUGUCCGGCAGCAAGGUUGAUUCUAUCACUGAGGAGUAUUGUUCGAAUUCUGCCAGCUACUUUGAGCAGAUGGGAGGUUUGACGCAAAUGGGCAAGGCGCUUGGUCGAGGAAUGGUCUUGAUUUUCAGUAUUUGGAAUGACUCAGGUGCUUUCAUGAACUGGCUAGAUAGCGGCAGUGCUGGGUCUUGCAAUAGCACCGAAGGAAACCCCGAGUUGAUUAUUGCGCAGCAUCCGGAGACAUCUGUUACAUUUUCCAAUAUCAGAUGGGGAGAUAUUGGGUCUACUUUUAAGGGAAGGUAG
Messenger RNA from Penicillium nucicola, 1257 nucleotides. RefSeq names its product glycoside hydrolase family 7 protein. The transcript has a single exon. The record is from RefSeq and is a predicted model, not a curated record. Bases 1 to 1257 code for a protein of 418 amino acids. Gene Ontology annotation, molecular function: hydrolase activity, hydrolyzing O-glycosyl compounds. NCBI's taxonomy places the organism in Eukaryota, Fungi, Ascomycota, Eurotiomycetes, Eurotiales, Aspergillaceae. Gene Ontology annotation, biological process: carbohydrate metabolic process.